Messenger RNA from Pistacia vera, 1850 nucleotides. Its product is annotated as CBS domain-containing protein CBSX5-like. NCBI's taxonomy places the organism in Eukaryota, Viridiplantae, Streptophyta, Magnoliopsida, Sapindales, Anacardiaceae. The record is from RefSeq and is a predicted model, not a curated record. Bases 99 to 1316 code for a protein of 405 amino acids. The transcript is spliced from 3 exons.
UCUAGAACCUCCUCCUCCUCGCCCAUUAACACUUCAUAGCCACGGCUCAAAUCCCACUCCCUCUCCUUCAUUUCGCUCUUCGCCUUUGUGUGUUGUGCAUGGCAGUGAGUCUAUUAUCGAAUGAAGUAUCAGAUUUAUGCAUUGGAAAGCCUGCGCUGAGGGGAAUCUCGGUCGUUUCCGCUACCGUUGGGGACGCUCUGUCGGCGCUGAAAAGAUUUGGAGAGACUUAUAUUAGUGUAUGGAGCUGUGAUCAUUCACAACGCAGAAGGAAAGCCAUAACGAACGGUGAGGACCCAUGUAAAUGUAUUAGCAAAAUUUGCAUGGUGGAUAUCGUUUGCUUCUUGUGUAAAGAAGAGAAUUUGUUGAACCUGGCCUCUGCCCUUGAGGCCCCUGUUUCGGUUCUCUUGCCUAAGGCCUCUGGGAUCGUUAGACAUUUGGAACCCAAUGCAAGCUUGUUGGAUGCCAUAAAUUUGAUGCUGGAAGGUGCACAGAACAUUGUUAUUCCACUUCCCAGAAGAAAAAAAUUUGUGCAGAAACCGUCCUUAGAAUCCACCCUCCAUAACGAUCGUGAAUACUGCUGGCUCACUCAAGAAGACAUAAUUCGUUACUUUCUCAAUUCAAUUGGAGUAAUUGGCUCAACUUCAAAUCACCCCAUUAAUUCUCUCAACAUUAUUGAUAAUUCUGAUAUUCUAGCCAUCCAUUAUGAUGAACCUGCCACUCUGGCAUUACCCUUUAUUGCUCAAUCCCACAUCACACAAACCUCUGUUGCCGUUGUUGAUGAUUAUGGCAAGUUGGUUGGAGACAUUUCACCUUUUGCACUGAAUUCUUGUGAUGAGACGGUUGUUGCUGCGAUAGCAACGCUUUCAGUUGAUGAUCUGAUGGCUUAUGUGGACUGUGGUAAACCUCCGAAGGACCUAGUACAGGUGGUGAAGAAGAGGCUGGAAGAGAGAAACAUGGGGGCUUUUGUGGAGUUGAUGGAGGAUGAUUGGGGAAUUUCAUCUUCAUGUUCAUCCGACGAUGAGGACAGUGUAAGUUCAGGAAGAAGUGGGAGGUCUGGAGGGUACUAUGCAAGAGUGGUGAGCAGGUCAGAGGCAAUUGUUUGUUAUCCUUGGAGCUCAUUGAUGGCUGUGAUUAUUCAGGCACUUGCUCGCCGUGUGAGUUAUGUGUGGGUUGUUGAUGAGGAUGGCACCUUGGCCGGAAUUGUUACCUUUGCCAGAAUAUUGAAAGUUUUUCAGGAACGUUUGAGGAGCAUGACAGAAGCCGAGAAUCCGAGCUUCAACAUACUGGCUUCAGCUCAAGGCAAUAAUGUUUUCUAAGUAAUACAUAAUUAGAAUUCAGGCAUAUGGAAAACCUUAAAAUAAAAACUAAACCUGCAAGAGUAAUGGUCCCCCCACACCAAAAAAAAAAAAAAAAAAAAAAAAAAAAAAAAAAAAAGAAGAAGAAAAGAAGAAAAGAAAAAAGUCCCUUUUAGUAGCUGCGUUUCAAGCCAUUAAAAGUUGGAAAUGGUGCUCUGUUUUGCUUGCUUUCUUUGUUAUGUUUUGGGAUGGCAACCUUGGACCAUGUCAAACAUUGGAUACAGGUUUUUCCUCCUAAAAUUGUACAUUAUAUGCCAUUUAAGUUUGCAUAAUUAAAUGAAUAUAUGUGUAUAUAUAUAUAUAUAAAAUUUACACUUUGUAAGUGGAUUUGAGUUCUUAGAAAUUAUGCGAGUGCCCGUAUUCCUUUCAAACAGAUCAUGUGGCACUAGAAUGUUUUCAGAUUUCUUGAGUUUGUUGAUUAACUACACACUAGUGGAUUCAACAUCUUAGCAAAUAAGGCGUACAUUGAUAAAUUAAUGAGUAAUACUAUAUAUU